Parnassius mnemosyne (clouded apollo) is the source of this 16980-nucleotide messenger RNA. The record is from the annotation of a GenBank genome assembly. NCBI's taxonomy places the organism in Eukaryota, Metazoa, Arthropoda, Insecta, Lepidoptera, Papilionidae.
AUGGACGUUCCCGACGAAGGUGUUUUAGAUGUGGAUUUACUCCCUGACGAUGGAUCAGACGAUGAAGGUGAAGCGCCGCCGUCCUCUGAUUUUUAUGCUGGACCAGGGUCAACUCCAACAUCAUGUGCAUCAUCUCCACGCGGAGAAGAGCCUGCUUCCCCUCAUGGUGCUGUGGCACAACCAGCUUUUUUUCAUCAUCAACCAUAUAGUAGGCCAUUCUUUUCAUCCGGGCGAAGAGGUCCAGGCAGGCCAAGGAAAGAGGGCGCUAAGUUAGCCCGCGAAGGCAAGAUUGUAAGAAGGUAUAGGGGAAAUCCAGGUUCCGUAAGAGGUGCAAAAAGGCACCGAAGUAGUCGUGAUGAUGCUUUAGAUGAAAUUAUGGAUGAAGAUGACUUUACAAUGCCAGCACCCGAAGAUCCACCAUAUAUGCCUGAAAAAUGGCCUGGAAAAAUUUGUGCACUUUGUAAUCUAAGUGAGAAAAGUCAACUUGGGCAGGGAGAAAUGAGGCAAAUAACAUGUAACAUUGAAGAGGUCGAUGGCAGUUCAACACCAACUGUAACUAAUUCUGGAGGCACCACCCCCACAAGUGUCUCAACACCAAGCACACCAGCAUUACCCAUGCUUCAUGGCCUAUCAUCUCCACCUCCAGAGCCUGUUGACCCAAUGCAACAACAUUUAGUUCUACCACUGAGUAGGCGACAGAAGGCUUUUAAUAAAUGCAAGACACCGCUAUAUAAUAUGGAGCACACUGAUGAACUCUCCAUUAUUGGAUACUCGGAAAUUCUUGAACUUACAGCAGUUGUUUCUUCUGGAUCUAUGUAUGUCCAUCGUUGCUGUCUAGAAUUUAGCCCACCAUUUCAGGAACAGGUUGCGGCAGCCUCUAAUUCCGAUGAAGAUAAAAGUCAAUUAGAGGAAGCCAGAGUUAAAGGCAUUGUAACUAAUGCCUUGUCAAGGAAGUGUGCAUUUUGUCAAAGACAUGGUGCCAGCAUUCCGUGUAAGAUGAGCUGCAGUAAAUACUUUCAUUUGCCCUGUGUCCUUGCAUCCGGAGGGUUUAUGGAUUUUCAUACUAAGUCUUCUUUCUGUAAAGAUCAUUUAUACCAAGUCCCCCUUGUGUGUACUGCGGACAUUGACUGCAGAACUUGUAGGACUAUUGGCGAUAUUUCCAACCUCAUGACGUGCGUAACUUGCGGCGGUCAUUUUCACGGCACGUGCGUUGGCCUGGCACAGUUGCCUGGCGUGCGCGCGGGGUGGGCGUGCCGCGCGUGCCGCGUGUGCCAGGUGUGCCGCGGGCGCGCGCCGGCGGGCGACGCGGCCGCGCAGCCCGACGCGCGCGCCGUGGCCUGCGAGCACUGCGACAAGCUCUACCACGCCGCCUGCCUGCGCCCCGUCAUGGCCACCGUGCCCAAGUACGGCUGGAAGUGCAAGUGCUGUCGCGUGUGCUCGGACUGCGGCGCGCGGUCGCCGGGCGCGGGCCCGUCGUCGCGCUGGCACGCGCACUACACGGUGUGCGACUCGUGCUACCAGCAGCGCAACAAGGGCUCCUUCUGCCCGCUGUGCCGCCGCGCCUACCGCGCCGCCGCCUACCGCGACAUGAUCCGCUGCACCGCCUGCCGGAGGUAUGUACACGGUGCUUGCGAUCCUGAAGCAGAACCGCAGCAGUAUAGGCAAAAAAAAGAUCAAAAUCCUGCCUAUGAAUACAACUGCCCCAUUUGUAAAGCACACAUGCAAUUGACUGGCUCCAAGUCUGGUUCAUUUGAAGACGAUAGCUUACCGCAGAGUGGACAAGAUUCAUCAUAUGGCGAUGAAAAUUCACAAGAGCAGGAUCCUCUUGCUAUAGAGCCAAAAGGUGAUGUAGGUCUGGGAAAAGGAAAACCAUUUUCUGUGUCAUCAAAAGUGGCGAAGAAAAAGAUUGGCGGUUAUAAACUCAAGGGCGGGUACCCUCCCGCUGGUAAGCUGGGCUUUCAUAAGCGGCAAAGAUCUGUUCUAGAAUUUGGACGGAAGAGAGGCUCCAAGCCUAAAAUGAGAGGCGUGUUUGGAGUACCAGGGCUGGGCUUGCAAAGGCCUCAAGCACCAGAUAAUAAAACUCAAGAAGAUGAUCCAGGUGUAGAAAAUAAAUUAGUCUUGUGUUCGAGUAAAGACAAGUUUGUGCUAACGCAAGAUUUAUGCGUAAUGUGUGGCGCUAUUGGGACGGAUUCCGAAGGCUGCCUUAUUGCUUGUGCGCAAUGCGGACAAACAUAUCACCCUUAUUGUGUUAAUAUUAAGGUGUCGCAGGUGAUCGUGCGGCAGGGCUGGCGCUGCCUGGACUGCACGGUGUGCGAGGGCUGCGGCACGCGCGGCGACGAGGCGCUGCUGGUGCUGUGCGACGACUGCGACACGGCGUGGCACACGUACUGCGCGCGGCCGCAGCUGGGCGACGUGCCGCGCGGCGCCUGGCGCUGCGAGCGCUGCCGCCGCUGCCUCGUGUGCGGCACGCGCGACACGCGCGCCUGGCGCGACAACUACACCGAAUGCGCCCCUUGUGCUUCGUUAGUGAUGUGCUGCGUGUGCUCGGAACCUUACUCAGAUGGCGAGUUGAUUAUACAAUGCGAGACGUGUCGCCGUUGGCUACAUGCUUCCUGCGACUCAAUACGUAAUGAAAACGAUGCUGAGAUAUGCUGUCGUGCAGGGUACAAGUGCGUGAUGUGCCGCGGGCGCGAGGUGCCGCCGCCGCACGUGGCGCAGGUGGCGGCGGCGCAGGCGGCGGCGGCGGCGGGCGGCGCGGCGGGCGCGGGCGCGGGGGGCGCACGUAGCAGCGCCGCGCCGCGCCUCACCGCGCAGGCGCUGGGGCUGGCGGGCGAGUACUACGUGGACGACGUGUGCCUGUCGCAGCGCGGCGCGCACCACAUGAAGCAGCUCGAGGCCGACAUGGGCAUCACGCACACGCGCCGCAAGCGACGCUUCAAGAACGACAACCAAGACAAGGACGCCGAAAUAAUGGCAUCUAUUGAAACAGUGGUUCAGAAUGCUGACAACGAGUUGGCUGAGGAUUCCAAACCAGACAGCACCGCUGAAGUGAAAGAUGAACCUGGUUUGUCAUCAAACACAAAUCACAAAGAGGGCACGCUUUGGAAUGUGGCAAACGACGGCCCGCCACCCGAAGGCUUUACAGUAUAUACUAUAGAAUCUGGACUGACGGUUUUACGCAGAAAGCGCCAGAGAAACCUUAACAAGCUUGGUAUAGGCGGCUUCGUAGUUAGGCAGAGACAGACAACCGUAAAAGCACAAGCCGACGAGGAGAAGGAUGGAGAUGGCACUCAGGCGUCUGGAGAAUCACCGAGUAACAAGCGAAAGCCACGUCGGAAACCACGUUCGAAGUUGAUGGAACAGUUUCCAUCUUACAUGCAAGAAGCGUUUUUCGGAAAAGAGUUACUAGAGCCCGUCAAGCCAGCUGUUAGUUCUACUGGCAAUAAUCCUUCAGAAAGUCCCGGUGGGUCAGUGCGUGCUACUACACCGGAGGGCUACCGAGAGCUGCGCGACUUCAAGCUUGAUUUAGAGAAUUCAGACAGUGAAGGCGAGGAUGUCCUUGCCGCUUUAACUACUUUCAACGACAACGACACUUCAUUUGUUAUUUCUCUAAAUACGGAAGAAAUAGAGCUCCUGAAUUCCUUAAAACCAAAAGAAGAAAAAGAUGAUUCAUCUACUAGCUUGAACUCUGAUGGUACUGCAAAAAUUAAACUUGAAAAUCCCGAGGAUGGGCAUUUAAAACAUACUGAGGAUUCUACAGCAUUGAAGAAUGCAAUUCUUGGUCCACAAACAAAUGAAUCUGAACAACCUUCGACGGCUACACCAGAAAAUAUACCUACAGUACACAGCACCAAAACUGAAACUGUCAGUAGUGAAACGGGUGGAUCAUCUCAAGGAUCAACAAUUUCACCCAAAGACGACUUAUCGCUAUUGGGAGUGAACCUGGACGCGAUGGUAAGGGACACGCUGCCUGAUAUGGAUGGCAAUGAUGUUGAUGAGAUAUUUAAAGGCGUGCUGACUGAUGACUCUCAGGAGUCUCAGGAAUCAUCUGUAUCCUAUGUGAACUCUAUGGCAAGCACGCCAUACUCCCAGCAAAGGCAACAGUUGCAAAGUCCUAUGGAUUAUGCAUCACCAUACCACACUGAAUUCGGUAGCAGCAGCAACAGUGCGCUGAGCCCGCUGUUCUCGGAGUGCGGGUCGGGCGGCUGGGGCGAGCAGGCGGCCGCGCCGCCGCCCUCCUACAACCAGCGCAGCGCCGACAAGAUGCGCGCCGACGAGAGUGAGUGUCCCUCGCCCCCACGCCCUCCUGUAGUGCAGCUGUCCUCGCAGUGCGGGUCGGGCGGCUGGGGCGAGCAGGCGGCCGCGCCGCCGCCCUCCUACAACCAGCGCAGCGCCGACAAGAUGCGCGCCGACGAGAGUGAGUGUCCCUCGCCCCCACGCCCUCCUGUAGUGCAGCUGUCCUCGCAGUGCGGGUCGGGCGGCUGGGGCGAGCAGGCGGCCGCGCCGCCGCCCUCCUACAACCAGCGCAGCGCCGACAAGAUGCGCGCCGACGAGAGUGAGUGUCCCUCGCCCCCACGCCCUCCUGUAGUGCAGCUGUCCUCGCAGUGCGGGUCGGGCGGCUGGGGCGAGCAGGCGGCCGCGCCGCCGCCCUCCUACAACCAGCGCAGCGCCGACAAGUUGCGCGCCGACGAGAGUGAGUGUCCCUCGCCCCCACGCCCUCCUGUAGUGCAGCUGUCCUCGCAGUGCGGGUCGGGCGGCUGGGGCGAGCAGGCGGCCGCGCCGCCGCCCUCCUACAACCAGCGCAGCGCCGACAAGAUGCGCGCCGACGAGAGUGAGUGUCCCUCGCCCCCACGCCCUCCUGUAGUGCAGCUGUCCUCGCAGUGCGGGUCGGGCGGCUGGGGCGAGCAGGCGGCCGCGCCGCCGCCCUCCUACAACCAGCGCAGCGCCGACAAGAUGCGCGCCGACGAGAGUGAGUGUCCCUCGCCCCCACGCCCUCCUGUAGUGCAGCUGUCCUCGCAGUGCGGGUCGGGCGGCUGGGGCGAGCAGGCGGCCGCGCCGCCGCCCUCCUACAACCAGCGCAGCGCCGACAAGAUGCGCGCCGACGAGAGUGAGUGUCCCUCGCCCCCACGCCCUCCUGUAGUGCAGCUGUCCUCGCAGUGCGGGUCGGGCGGCUGGGGCGAGCAGGCGGCCGCGCCGCCGCCCUCCUACAACCAGCGCAGCGCCGACAAGAUGCGCGCCGACGAGAGUGAGUGUCCCUCGCCCCCACGCCCUCCUGUAGUGCAGCUGUCCUCGCAGUGCGGGUCGGGCGGCUGGGGCGAGCAGGCGGCCGCGCCGCCGCCCUCCUACAACCAGCGCAGCGCCGACAAGAUGCGCGCCGACGAGAGUGAGUGUCCCUCGCCCCCACGCCCUCCUGUAGUGCAGCUGUCCUCGCAGUGCGGGUCGGGCGGCUGGGGCGAGCAGGCGGCCGCGCCGCCGCCCUCCUACAACCAGCGCAGCGCCGACAAGAUGCGCGCCGACGAGAGUGAGUGUCCCUCGCCCCCACGCCCUCCUGUAGUGCAGCUGUCCUCGCAGUGCGGGUCGGGCGGCUGGGGCGAGCAGGCGGCCGCGCCGCCGCCCUCCUACAACCAGCGCAGCGCCGACAAGAUGCGCGCCGACGAGAGUGAGUGUCCCUCGCCCCCACGCCCUCCUGUAGUGCAGCUGUCCUCGCAGUGCGGGUCGGGCGGCUGGGGCGAGCAGGCGGCCGCGCCGCCGCCCUCCUACAACCAGCGCAGCGCCGACAAGAUGCGCGCCGACGAGAGUGAGUGUCCCUCGCCCCCACGCCCUCCUGUAGUGCAGCUGUCCUCGCAGUGCGGGUCGGGCGGCUGGGGCGAGCAGGCGGCCGCGCCGCCGCCCUCCUACAACCAGCGCAGCGCCGACAAGAUGCGCGCCGACGAGAGUGAGUGUCCCUCGCCCCCACGCCCUCCUGUAGUGCAGCUGUCCUCGCAGUGCGGGUCGGGCGGCUGGGGCGAGCAGGCGGCCGCGCCGCCGCCCUCCUACAACCAGCGCAGCGCCGACAAGAUGCGCGCCGACGAGAGCUUAGGAUCUGCAGCAACGAUUUCCGCGGUUCUCUACGCAAACACUAAUCAUCCUGAAUGGAAAACCGAGUUUCCUAACUGGGUUGACCGAUGCAAGCAGAUACUUAAAAAAUGGCGCGCUCUGCCCUCUGAACAAAAGGCACCUUACCUCCAGCGUGCUAGAGACAACCGAAGUGCGAUACGAAUGAAGAAAGCGCAACAGGAACAAGAGCGCGCGUGCGGGCAGCAGCGCAGCGCGCGCGAGGCCGAGCAGGAGCGCCAGUGGAAGCAGCUGCAGCAGAUGCGCCAGCAGCAGACGCAGCAGCAGCAGCAGAUCAUACAAGACCAGCGGAUACAAGCAGCGAUGCAGCGUAUGCGCGCGCCGGACAGUAGUCCUCCGCCGGGCACUCCCGGAGCGGGCAGCGCGGCGCCGGCAGCGCCUGCAGCGCCUCCAGCGGCUGCACCGACGACGCCCACGCCUUCCGCAGAAGCCCCACGCAGCGCCUUCCCAGCGCAGCGCUUUCCGCUGCAUUACGCGACCAACGACGACAUUAACAGGCAGCUGCGCGAUCUUCUGCAGCGACAUCCAGACAAGAUGUGGCCACCGCAGUCAAGUAGUGAAGAGGGUUCAGUCCAGAGUGUAAAUUUAGAAGGGCAACCAUUUAGGCAGCCCCUACCAGUUUCCCUACGUCCACGGGCUCCAUUGCAGCCUGGACAAAGACCUGACCACCAGUUAAUAAUGCAACAACGUAUUGUAUCAACGGACACCAAUCAAAUGCAACAAAAUAUACCCCAUCCAGUUGCACAGCAUUUGAUGGACCAGAAACAAUCGAUUCUAUCGCAAUCGAAUGCAAACCAGAGCGGAGACAAUAAGCAGGACUCCGCGCCCGAACAGGGGACUGAUGAAAUGGAUAUGGGAGAUAUGGAUAAACUAGAACAAGAUGCUGGAAAUAUUGGCGAGGUGGAUAUUCUGACGGGUCUAGGAGGCGAGGACGACGAGGCGCUACUUGAGUCUCUGACGGCGGAAAUGGGCGAGCAAUUCAACAUCCUGGAGUACGCUGACCCUGAGCUGGCGGCGCUCAACGACGCGCACCUGCUGGACGGGCUCGAGCUGGCAGACGACGUGCCGCAGUCGCACUCGCACCCGCAUGCAAAGCGGAUGCCCAAUGAUGAUAAUGAAAAUAAAACAGAGAACAAAGUUAAUAGCGAGCUUCAAAAAGCUGUACAUAAUAUAGAAACAGACAAAGUCCAAGUUAAAUCUGAAAUGGGCACAAUCAAAACUGAAAACCACGAAGUAAAACCAGAAGUCACUUCUUCCACUUCUAAUGUCGGACAAAUGUUCUCAGAAGGUGUUCACAGGGUUAUUACACAGAAUCAGCAGAUGUCUAUUCAGACGGCGAUGCAUGAAAUCAAAUCGGAGAUAAAGCUGGAAGGAGACGAAGUGAAAUCAGAAGGCGAAUGGCGCCCAGUCCAGUCCCCACAAAGGCCUGUCUUUUCGCAAAUGUUUGCCGGCGGCGUGCAGAGGCUUCAAGUACCUAUACAACAACAAAACAUAGGUCAGCGGCCGUCACAGUUCGGUCAACCCACGCAGCAAGUGAUAAGCCAACAACUUGUACAGCGAGCGCAACUGCAGCUUACUGGACAACAUAACAUGCAUUUUGCACAAAGUGCGGCGGCGAGCGCGCACACGCAGAGCAUCGUGAGUGCGAUGAGCGCGCAGGUGCAGGCGGCGCUGGCGGCGGGCCGCGCCAUCGCGCCCGGCACGCGCCUGCUGGGCGCGGACGGCGCCGUCGGCGUCGUGCGCCACGACCGCACCGUCGCGCUCGCCACGCUGCCGCACUCCGCGUCCGGGAGUGUGAGCGUGGGUCGCGCGCCGCCGCCGCCGCCGUACCCGGGCACGCUGCGCGCGCCGCCGCCGCACCCGCCGCCGCCCUACCCGCAGAACGUAAACCAGGAGCAACCGUUGCUUCUGGAGGAGCUACUGGAGCAGGAAAAGCGGGAGCAGGAGCGUGAGGGCGGCGAGUGGACUGGCGGGGGAGCGGUCGGCGUGGCGAGCGCGGUGGGCCCGGGCGCGGGCGGGGCGGGCGGGGCGAGCGGCGCGGCGGGCGCGGGGGGCGCGGGGCCCGCGAGCGCGCCGCCCGCCGUGGCGCUGUUCAGCGCUGCGCCGCCCCCCGCGCCGCCCGCGCCCCCCGAGCGCGCGCUCACCGAGGCCGACCAGCACGCGCGCCUGCUGUACGAGCAGUGGCUCGACCAGUACAACACCUUCGCCGUCGACCAGCUGCGCUACUACGAGACCGAAGUCCAAAAGCUGCGCAAGACCCGCAAGUCGCUGAACAGCAAGCAGCGUCAAUUGCGCAAAUCCGGAAAUGAACUAAUGCCCAACGACGCGGCGGCUCUUCAACAAGUCUCGACGCAACAACAGGCAUUACAAAAGCAUCUCGAAGCCGCCCGAAAGCAGGCCAGACAACACAGCAUGCUAAUUCAGGAGUACCAAACUAAACAACGCCAACAAAAUCCUCAAUUAGCUCAACAAACUGUUAUAAAUCAACAGCAAAUGACAACCAAUCAGGGUGUGUUCACUCAGAAUCAAAACGUUGGACAAUCACAGAUGCAACAGCAGUCGACUAUCAAUAGACCAAUUCAAAUUGGUCUUCAAGGAACACCGACCCAACAACAGCAGACUCUCAUCCGUACUCAACAGACCAUUUUAAAUUCUGACGGGCAGCCAAUGUCGCAACAAAGAAUCGGUCUGGUCACGUCACCGCUGAGUGGGCAAGGAAGAAUUGUGCAGGGCGGGCGGACCCUCGUAAUAGAGCAGUCGGGGUCGGCGCAGCAGCAGCUGGUGAGGCAGCUGUCGGGCGUGCAGGAGCGGGCGCAGUUCGGGCAGCAGCAGCUGGCGGCGCGCGCCGCCAUGUCGCCGCUGCACGUGCAGUCGCCGCACGCGCAGUCGCCGCACCAGCUGGCGCCGCACUCGCCGCUGCACCACCUGGCCUCGCCCAUGCAGUCGCCGCUGCACUCGCAGCCGUCGCCGCUGCACCACGCCGCGCAGUCGCCGCUGCAUCCGUCGACGCAGUCGCCGCUCCAUACGCAGCAGUCGCCGCUGCACUCGCAGCAGUCUCCGAUGCACGCGCAGCAAGCGCAGCAGGCACAACAGGCGCAGAAUUUGCCGCACCAGUCGCCGGUACACCAGUCGCCGCUUCACGCGCAGCAGCAAAUGUCGACGCAACAUUCGCCGAUGCACCCGCAACAGAGUCCGAUGCAUCCGCAACAGAGUCCGAUGCAUCCGCAACAGAGUCCGAUGCAUCCGCAGCAGAGUCCGAUGCAUCAUCAGCAGAGCCCUAUGCAUUCGCAACAGAGCCCGAUGCAUAUUCAACAGUCGCCGAUGCACACGCAGCAAUCGCCGAUGCAGACUUCGAUGUCUCCUCAACACUUUCUUCAACAACUGCAAGCACAAAGAACUAGUCCACAAUUACCGACGCCCAGCCGCAGUCCGCAGAUUUAUCAACAGUCACAAAUUCAAAGCCCAGUUGCUUCGCACUCGCCACAGCUUCAGACUAAUGAUUACACUGCGGGCAGAUUUUCAAGACCUGUUCCAGGUUGCUCACCAUUACCAACACGUUUUGCAAGACCUCCGCAACAUCAACAGGGCAUGAGAGUUUCCUUUGGCAAUCGGCAACAAACUUCUCCAUUAGGCAGUCCACAGCCUUUGCCGUCGCCCGGCAACACAGCUAAUGAGAUGACUCGACAGCAGCUACUCCAGCGACAGCAGUACAGUCCGAUGGGUGCGGCGCCCGCGUCGCCGUCGCUAGCGCGAUCGCCGCACGUGGCGCGCACGCCCACGCCGUCCGCGUCGCCCGCCGCGUCGCCCGCGCCCGCGCCCCACCCCGCGCCGCACCCCGAGCACGGCGGCGGCCAGCACGCGCACGCGGCGCCGCUGCCCUCGCUGCACGGCCACGGCGGCGGCUUCCGCCACAACGCGACGCCGCUUCCGCCCGGCUACCGCUACUUCAAGCCCGGCCUCUUCGGCGGCGCGCCCGUCUGGCCGAAGGACGAAGACAGGCGCCAUCCCGCGCACCUCAGUAAGGUCUCAAUCGUCAAGAGGCGAACGCCUCCUAGACAGAGAUUUACAGGGAAGACGGCCGCACCCCGCUCCGAGAGCCGUACAGACGACAUGGGAGAGACGAGCGACGGGAGAAAAUAUGUACUGUAUGCGGACGGAAUCGAUUACACCCAAACUUCGGACGACUCCGCUCGCAUGAGUUUCUCAAAGGACGAUAACGACGAUGAAAUUGAAGAGUUCGUGGAGCAUUUGGACGACGAUGACAUAGUCGUCGUUGAACCUGGGGCCAUAUCUCCCGAGGAACGCAUAGCUACCGAAGAAGACUUUGAGGAGUUAAUCGACAGCGGCAAACCUGAAGAUGAGGCAGAAGAAGAAACAUCUCAACAAGAAAAAUGUUCCACUAGGACCGAAACUACUACAAAAACUGUUGCAGUUAUUAGCCUCGCUACUGCUAAACAGCCGUCAGCGAGCAUCCAACAGUAUAAAAGAGUUAAUCCGUCACAGGGCUCAACACUUUCACGAAUACCAGUAUUGAGUGCUACGGUGCUAUCUCCGCACACUAAUUCAAAAAUUAUCAAUGAAGUGUCACAAGCGACUGUUGCCUCAGUUUCUAUAGCCAACCAGACUAUCUCUGUACCGGUCUUGAAAAAUCUCGCAGUUCCCAUUGCAAGUGUAACUGGACACGCUGGAGGACCCAAGCCUCAGAUAAAAAAAGUUCCUCUUAAUCUCACAAAUUCUCCUUUGACAGUUAAUAUGUCAUCUCAGUCCCUUUCUAAACCGAUAAGUUCAGUUAUUAGUGUAAUAUCGUCCAACGUACCAAAAGUUGCGAACUUAAAUCCCGUAAUUACACUUGCGACUUCGAAUACCGGUAACACCAGACUUCCGGUAUCGAUUUUAACGCAACAUCAGGUUAAACAAAAGAUAGUAAAAACAAUUGAAAAACCGAUGGCAUUAUCACUGUCUAAUUCGAAACUUUCUAGCUUGUCUGUAACACAUGAUGUGACUUUGCCGGCAAAAAUUUUUCAAGACGAAGCGGCCUCUCCUGAUAGUACAGUUUCCGGUGAAAAUAAUUCUGAUAUCCAGAAUCCAACUACAUCUGUAUCUUUGCUAACUCUGACAUCACAUGGAUCUUCCCAGAAAGAACACAAAACAUUAUCGAUAAUGAAAGAAACAAAUAAAGAUAUCGACAUAGAAAAUGAAAUAAGCCAACAAACGGAACUGCCGCACACGCUUUGUAUUACCGACAGAACACCGCUUCUGUUAGGAAAAGCGGAUAUAAAGAGUCCGGAUCCCAUUCCUGAAAAGAUUCCCGAUAAUAUAAUGGAAGGUGAUGAUGAAGAUAAACCUGAGGAUAACUUACAAGGAAAUUUGUUGCUGGCUUAUAAUAAGUCAAUACACGAAACACCAAUUCAGAAUACACCAGCAGAAAAUAAACAAGAUGAAAGUGUUGUGAAGACCAUAAAAGCUAUUGCUAAUCAAACCAAGGAAAUGGUUAUUGACUCAAAUAUGCAAAUAACAUCUGAUAUGGCGCAAGAUUCGGUUCAGAUAUCUAUUCCUUCACCAACACCAUCCCAAGAACGAUACCUUAAUGAUAUCACGAUGCGAGAACACUCUGAAGCGGUUGAGGGCAACUCCAAACAUGUAGAAACAUUUGAAGACAUGCUUUGUAUUUUCGAAAAUAUAGCAGAUGACUCAAAGACAUAUAGUAUGAAACAUCCAAAUCAGAAACAAAACAUGUCAAAUACUCCUAAUCAAAAUGUGAAUAUAAACACACCCUCAAAACAAGAUAGCAAAGAAGUUCAAGAACAACCAGCUUUUUUAAAACGAGAACAAGAGAAGCUGUCACUACAGUCUGCUACAGUGCCUCAAUUGUCUCCUUUGUCACAACCAGCAGAAUUAACUUCAAACAUGGCAAAUGUAUCUCAACAGUUGCGUACUAUUAUGACCUCACUAAACACGAAUACAUCGAAAAUGGAAUCUCAAAAUAUAUCUACUAUGAGAAAAUCUAAUGAUGCAACAACUCCUACGCAGGUUAACUUUGAAAAUUUAUUGCCUUCAUCCAAAGUUGAAGUUACUGCUUCGCGACCUUCUCCUGUUCAAAGAAUAGAAAAACCUACAACUUCCAUUCAAAGUUCAGAAAGUAUGUCUAUAACUGCGGCUCAGAUGAUGGGUUCACGUGUGAACACAUUAUCGUCAAUGAGCCAAUUAAGAAAAUCUCCUACUGUAUCUCCAAUAAACUCGCCAGUAGGUAUGCAGAAUACUUUAAUGAAAUCGCCUGCGCAAUCACCUCGAAUAACUAAUCAAUCUUUCAUGCAGAAUGAAGAUUCCAAUGUUGCGACAGUACCUUCGCAAGUAAUUCAAAUGCCGGCGCUAUCAAAAAUUCAUAGUAACUCUUCUGCACCAGUCUCGAUGAUUCAUUCGAACAAUACGAUUACCACUAGCGUAAGUAGUUUUCAAAAGGGCCAGCAAUUACCCACAAGUAUAUUAGGUCAUACUUUACUGCAACCUACAAGGCAGAUCAACACUAGCAAUCUUUCAUUUAAUUCUCAGAAUAUUAGUUCCAGCCAACCUCCAGCUUUAGUUAUGACAUCAAGGUCGGUAAUUGGAAGUAAAGAACCAGCGCCAAAUGUCACAGUACGGACACACGCUAUUGUUAGCCCCGGAAUGAGCCAAAUGCAAAUGAAAUGUAAUCAGUCAUCUGGCUCUAUAAAUUUCAUAACAUCAUCAAAGUUACUGCAUACACAACUGACAUCACCGUUAAAAAGAUCAAAAUCAACCGAUGAGCCAAAAAGCGAGGUUAUCGUUGGUCACAUACAACCUACGAAGAGACAUAGCGUGGAGUCGGUAAUUGUUAAAUCCGAGCCGAUGGAAACAGACGAAUCCAAUGCAACAGCAUCUUUAAAUGAGAAUACUGUGAAUAAAAACACUCAGCCAGGUACAGGUAAUCAAAGAAAUGACGAAUCUCAAAAUGUCCUGCUAAAACAAUUAUUACAAACGACAACUUCUGCGGCAACUGUAGUUCCACAGCGUACCAUGACAAUACAGAGAACGGCACCUGCUUUGGGCACUAUACCAUCCUUAGAGGCUCAAUUAGCUAGGCCAUCAAUACCACCGCCUACAUUAGCUUUGUCUCAGGAAGUUGAUAUACCGAAUAAUUCUCCAAGGCAUUUGACAACAGUGAGUUCUAAUUUUGGCAAUCGCCCGUCUAUUCCUACAUCCUCAAUUACAAUACAGACGUCAAUUCCCACAUCCUCAAUUUCACCAUUAAUUCAUACUUCAACGCAAUCUUUGAUGGAUGUUAGAAAACAACCCAUAAAAGUGAUGAACAAGGAAGAAACUACAUCAGUUCCGGAAAGUUCACCGACGAUGAAAUCAACACCAAUCUAUUCAAUGAACUUAGAAAAUCAACAGAUGCUUCAAACAAUAAAAAAGGAAGUCGCCCCACCACAACAAAGUCCGGUUCACAGACCUUUCACGCCAAUGGACGUCAAAAAAGAAUUGCUUGAUGAAAGUUCUCAACAGUCGGCAACUUCUGGUGUUUCUACAGCUUCUGAUCAAGGAAAAUUAGAUCAGCCUAUGAAAGAAGAAUAUCCUGAAAGCGUUACUAUGGAUUCGACGUCAGAAACAAAUGCACCCGAAACACCUUCUGAAGCAAAGAAACGAAAGAGGCGAGAAUACCAACAAAAGAAGCGUAAACAGAUGCAAAUGAAUAUGAAAGCGGCUGCUGAAAAUAAUUUAAACACAACCAACGCUAAGAAACGACCUAGAAAAGGCUCCAGAUAUGAAGAAGAUUAUGACACAUUUAUUGACAAUUUAAUGACUCAACUGCGACUCUUACCGCCAAUGCAAAUUCAGGAACCAACGCUUACCACAAAUUUCGCGGUUUGUCCGCUGUUUGGUUCUGGAGACUUGACUAAGCUGAAAAAUAAAGACUAUGAUAUUUUAAAAGGUGAUCUUGUUGGAGAAUUUGGUAAUGCGAAAAUACCAAAUGUAGCGGAUUAUUACAACACUAAACCAUUUGGUGAUGAAGAACCAUUACCGGAAAAACCACCAGCUUCUACUCAACGGGGCUUCUAUGAUCAAGAAUUUCAACCAAUCAUAUUUGACGAAGACCCCGAAGAUAAGAAAUUGGACUUCAUCUGCAAAGAAAGAGAUACAGAUACACCUGAUAGUAUUAUUAGCUGUUCUAGUCCUGAAGGAUUCGAAAUUGAGCCUGCUAAUAGAUUCCCUGGCUUAAGAUUUAUCGAUGACGACGAUGAAGAAGAUGACAGUGAUACGCCAUCGGGUCGAGUUUCACCUAUAAUACCACUUAUUGCGCCGAUACCUAUAAGAGUAAAACCUUUAUCUUUGUAUCAACUUAAAGAUGAAGAUGAAAAUCAAAAAUCAAUUAAGAGCAUUGACACUGAUUCUCCGCUAAAGAGUAAAAUAGAUGAUUCUCCAGGAAGUACAGAAAGCAAUGAGAAUGUUACAGUCACAUUAACAUUAACUUCGGGAGCCGCUGAAGAUAUUCUAGGUGUGCUAAAAGAACUGGCUGGCAUACUUCACAUACCGCCUCCGACGUCAUAUCAAAUCAUUGAAAGAACUGCUACACCACCUUCACAUAAACUAGGACUUUAUAGAUCUAAGGGAAAGGAUGGUAAAGAAGGAACUCCUAUCGAUAUUCAGAGUAUUUUAAAUGGAGCAGCAAAAUUCUGUCGGCAUUGUGACGUGGUUAUAUUAGAUUCAGUGGUCCGUGCAAAGGCUUCAGAAUUUCCUCUACUGUCAGCUAAUAAAGGCAACGCUGAAGAAAUCCUUUGUGAUAGCGAUUCUGAAUUAUAUUUUUGCAGUACACAGUGUUAUGAAAGAUUCGCGUGGCGGCCAACUAAUAUUAUCCUUGAUGGAAAAUCUAAAACUAACAUCAAGGAUGAAAAUAAGUCUGAUAUUGAGAACAAUUUGUCAAAAGACAGAGACGAUUUUGACACAGCAUCAACAGAGAGUAUGGAAACGGAUGAUUUGGAUAUUAAGCCUGAUAUUAAAGAUGAAAAAAUGGAUCUUUCGUUUAUCGAUUCCCUAGAUAACGACGAACUGAUGAAGGAAGUUGGAGAUGACGUUAGUGCUUUAGAUGAAGACUUGAAGAGCGAAGAGCAAGAUGAGAAAAGUAACCAAAGCGUUGAAAGGGAAAAAUACAGGGGUAUUCGAUACAAAGCGUGGUCGCCGGGAUGUAUUGGUCCACCGGUUAAAUACAAGCGUCCUACAGACAGAGAGCUUACAGAGUUAGUGUUCAAAACGGGUGUUGCUAUCAUGCCAGUCACUAAUGAAGAUACGCGUAAAUGUGAGCUGUGUGGUAUACAGGGCGAUGGUGUCGGUGACGGUGUAUCGAGACUGUUGAACUGCGAUGUUGACAGAUGGAUACAUCUCAAUUGUGCGUUAUGGUCAGAAGGCGUGUACGAAACCGUGAGUGGAGCAUUAAUGAAUGUAGAUGGCGCUCUCGUUGCGGGCAUGAGCGCUACAUGCGCAGUCUGCAGAAGACUCGGCGCGACUGUUAGAUGCUUCAAGGUGCGCUGCGGUAGCGUCUACCACCUGGGCUGUGCCGUCAAAGAUAACUGCGUUUUCUAUAAAAACAAAACUGCAUUCUGCGCCUCGCAUGCUCCUAAGAACGAGAAAGACAACGAGCUGACGACGCUGAGCGUGCAGCGGCGCGUGUUCGUGUCGCGCGACGAGCAGCGCCAGGUGGCGUCGGUGAUGCUGCACUCGGACGCCAACCACCUCAUCCGCGUCGGCGGACUCAUCUUCCUCAGCCCCGGCCACCUGCUGCCGCACCAGCUGCCCGCCUUCCACACGCCCAACUACAUAUACCCCAUCGGAUACAAGAUCGUGCGCUUCUACUGGUCGAUGUCGCGCGCGAACAGCCGCUGCCGUUACGUGUGCUGGAUCUCGGAGGAGGAGGGGCGGCCGCGCUUCCACGUGCGCGCGCAGGACGAGGCGCGCCGCGAGCUCAGCGCGCCCACGCCGCGCGCCGCCUGGGCCGCCGUGCUAGACGCGGUUGCGGCGUUACGUGAAAAUCGCGAAGAAGAGGGCGUGUUGAAAUUGUGGCCCAACUAUGUCACUGGAGAAGAUUUAUUUGGUCUUACCGAGCCCGCCGUCGUACGUGUACUUGAGAGCUUACCUGGCGUGGAGACGCUGACGGACUACCGGUUCAAGUUCGGGCGGUCGGCGCUGCUGGAGGGCGGGCUGGCGGUGAACCCGUCGGGCUGCGCGCGGUGCGAGGCGCGCGCGCGCUGCGCGUGGCGGCGCAGCGCGCGGCCGCGCCCGCAGCCGCCCGCCGCCGCGCACGCGCCGCACGCGCCGCCCGCGCCCGCGCCCUCGCCCGCGCCCAUGCCCGACUACCCCGCCUGCCCCUACUCCAAGCAGUUCGUGCACACCAAGAGCUCGCAGUACAAGAAGAUGAAGCUCGAGUGGCGCAACAACGUCUACCUGGCCAGGUCUAAAAUUCAAGGAUUAGGCUUGUAUGCGGCACGUGAUUUAGAAAAACAUACAAUGGUCAUAGAAUAUAUCGGCGAAAUUAUUCGCUCAGAAUUAUCUGAAAUACGUGAGAAGAAAUAUGAAGCCAAGAACCACGGCAUCUACAUGUUCCGGCUGGACGAGCGGCGCGUGGUGGACGCGACGCUGAGCGGCGGGCUGGCGCGCUACAUCAACCACUCGUGCCAGCCCAACUGCGUGGCCGAGACCGUCGAGGUGGACCGCCAGCUGCGCAUCAUCAUCUUCGCCAAGCGCCGCAUCGCGCGCGGCGAGGAGUUGGCUUACGACUACAAGUUCGACAUAGAAGACGACGCGCACAAGAUAAUGUGUAUGUGCGGAGCUCCCAACUGUCGCAAAUGGAUGAACUAA